CGGCGUAGGUCGCGGAGACCAACCCACCCAUCCCUCGCGCCGGAAGAGAGGUACAUGGCCUGGUGCGCCGCGCGCAGCCGCCUCCUCCCCCUCGCCACCGCGCCGCAGCUGCUCCGCCGCCUCCUCCUCUCCUCCGCUGCGGCCCCGCGCUACGCGCACCCCCACCACCACCACAGCAACAGCCGCCGCCGCCGCCGCCCCCUCGCCCCCACCGUCUACGCCGCUGCCGCGGCAGCCGCAGCCGAGGCGCCGCUCCCCAUGCCGCCGCGCAUCGGCCGCGCCACGCGGCACCCCGGGGGCGCCGCCUCCGUGGCGCGCGUCUACGCCGACGCCAACUCCCAGCGGCCCAAGGAGUACUGGGACUACGAGUCGCUCGACAUCGAAUGGGGGGAGCAGGAUGGGUACGAGGUGCUGCGCAAGCUUGGGAGGGGGAAGUACAGCGAGGUGUUCGAGGGAUUCCGGCCCGGGGGUGACGAGAGGUGCGUUAUUAAGAUCCUCAAGCCCGUCAAGAAGAAAAAGAUAAAGAGGGAAAUAAAGAUACUUCAAAACUUAUAUGGCGGACCGAAUAUUGUAAAGCUACUUGAUGUUGUCAGGGAUGAUGAAUCGAAGACACCUAGUUUGAUCUUUGAAUAUGUCAACAAUACUGAUUUCAAAGUACUCUACCCAACACUAUUGGAUUACGAUAUCAGAUACUACAUUUACGAAUUAUUAAAGGCACUAGAUUAUUGUCAUUCACGAGGCAUCAUGCAUCGAGAUGUCAAACCUCACAAUAUCAUGAUUGAUCAUGAGAAACGCCAGCUUUGUCUUAUUGAUUGGGGUCUAGCAGAGUUCUAUCAUCCCAAGAUGGAAUAUAAUGCUAGAGUUGCUUCAAGAUCUUAUAAGGGCCCUGAACUUCUUGUGGAUUUGCUAGAUUAUGAUUACUCGUUGGAUUUGUGGAGCCUUGGUUGCAUGUUUGCCGCAAUGAUAUUCCGAGUCGACCCUUUCUUUAAUGGUCAGGAUAACUACGACCAAUUAGUCAAAAUUACCGAGGUUCUUGGAACAGAAGAUUUCUACAAUUACCUUGAAAAGUAUGGUCUUGAGCUUGACCCGCAGCUUGAAAGACUUGUUGGAAGACAUAAUAGGAAGCCAUGGUCAAUGUUUGUUAACUCGGGGAACAGACACCUAGCAAGCCCUGAGGCUAUUGAUUUUGUAGACAGGUUGCUUCGCUACGAUCACCAGGAAAGGCCUACAGCAAAGGAAGCCAUGGCUCAUCCAUAUUUCAAUCCAGUGAGAAGCACUUAAAACGGCAGGAAGAGUGCCCAAUAGUGGUAUGCGGCAUAUUUGACAAUUUUUGCUACGGUGUCAAAUAUAUAGAGGGAAUUUAAUUUUCAAGGCUGUAUGGUUUAUCCAGAAUAAAUCCUUGACCAACAUGUAACCGUCACAUCAUUUGUGUGAAUUAAUUCAUUCCUCUCUGCUAACUUGUUUUAUGAUCAGUUUUUAUCAAUAAUAAUUCAUCUCUGCACUUU
Oryza sativa Japonica Group (Japanese rice) is the source of this 1505-nucleotide messenger RNA. Its product is annotated as casein kinase II subunit alpha-2-like. NCBI's taxonomy places the organism in Eukaryota, Viridiplantae, Streptophyta, Magnoliopsida, Poales, Poaceae. Gene Ontology annotation, molecular function: protein serine/threonine kinase activity; ATP binding. The record is from RefSeq and is a predicted model, not a curated record. Gene Ontology annotation, cellular component: protein kinase CK2 complex; cytosol; nucleus. Gene Ontology annotation, biological process: peptidyl-serine phosphorylation; regulation of cell cycle; peptidyl-threonine phosphorylation.